CUUUUAUCCCCUUCGUCAAUCCGAAUAAAACGACGCCGUGUAGGUGUACACCCGCGAAACCCACUAAACUCUCUCACCAGAGCGUUAUUCGUUCUCUCCCUCUCCACCCUCCGCCUCUCGUGCUUCCUCCACAGCUUGUUCACCGUGAAGAUGUCGUUGACGGAGCUAGACGACGGACUUGUACGCAGCAUGGCCAUCGGAGCAGUCUUCUCCGACUUCGGAGGGAAGAUACGUUCGGUGGGGUUCCACAGGACUGAUGAUCUGCUGGUGACGUCGAGCGAGGACGAUUCGCUUCGUCUCUUCGAUAUCGCCAACGCUAAACAGGUGAAGGUAACAUAUCAUAAGAAACAUGGGACUGAUCGUGUAUGCUUUACACAUCAUCCCAGCUCUCUUAUUUGCUCUUCUCUAUACAAUCUUGAGUCCACUGGAGAAUCUCUGAGAUAUCUCUCAAUGUAUGAUAAUCGGAUCCUUCGCUACUUUAAAGGCCACAAAGACAGGGUUGUUUCGCUUUGUAUGUCGCCUAUUAAUGAUAGCUUCAUGUCUGGUUCUUUAGACAGAAGUGUCAGACUCUGGGAUCUUCGUGUUAAUGCCUGCCAGGGAAUUCUACACCUACGUGGGAGACCUGCGGUAGCUUACGACCAACAAGGCCUGGUGUUUGCAAUUGCAAUGGAAGGAGGUGCUGUUAAGUUAUUUGAUUCCAGAUGUUAUGACAAGGGUCCCUUUGACACAUUUCUGGUGGGUGGUGAUACUGCUGAGGUUAACGAUAUUAAAUUCAGCAACGAUGGAAAAUCUAUGCUUCUUACUACCACAAAUAACAAUAUCUACGUUCUUGACGCAUAUCAUGGAGAGAAGAAAUGUGGUUUUAGUUUGGAGCCUUCACAGGGUACAUCCCUAGAAGCCACCUUCACGCCAGAUGGCAAGUAUGUUCUGUCAGGUUCAGGAGAUGGAACCUUACAUGCGUGGAACAUCGAGAACCCAUCUGAGGUGGCGAGGUGGGAGAACAACAUAGGAGUAGCGUCGUGUCUGAAAUGGGCACCGCGUAGAGCAAUGUUCGUUGCUGCCUCUACGGUUCUCACUUUCUGGAUCCCCAACGACGGCGAGGCACCAGCCCCCGCUGAUCCUUCUGCCGACCAACAACGUCCUCAGUGACGACUUCAUUGUUUGUUUCCAUUUGCAUUAGUGUAUUGCGGUUUUAAUUUUUGACAAUAACAUAUCGGAAGUAUUAGUAUUUUUAAUCACAAAGUACACUCUUGAAAUUUUGUAAACCACAAAAUAUAAUUUUUUUAAAAUUACUAA
Brassica napus (rape) is the source of this 1296-nucleotide messenger RNA. Its product is annotated as protein ANTHESIS POMOTING FACTOR 1. Gene Ontology annotation, cellular component: Set1C/COMPASS complex. The transcript is spliced from 10 exons. NCBI's taxonomy places the organism in Eukaryota, Viridiplantae, Streptophyta, Magnoliopsida, Brassicales, Brassicaceae. The record is from RefSeq and is a predicted model, not a curated record. The coding region runs from base 151 to 1149 and encodes 332 amino acids. Gene Ontology annotation, molecular function: chromatin binding; protein binding.